GUUAAGCAAGUUCCUUCAAUUCAAUCCUCGAAGUUACGGUUUGUCUGUGCCGAUUGCAAUAAGUGAGUCGAUCGAUUGGAUGAAACAACUUCCUUUGGAUCCAUCUUACAUCACGAUCAGUUUCCUCAAAAACAUCAAUCCUUCUCUUUGCUAUUGGCUUAACUCAAUCUCUCGAUUGGGUUAAGCAAGUUCCUUCAAUUCAAGCCUCGAAGUAACAGUCUCCCCCCUGCUGAUUGGAUCAAAGCAGUUUCCGCCAGAACUAUGACAAACAGAUUCUCAACAAUAUUUUUAUCAUUGACGAGUGAAGGUUAAAUAAAAAAAGGAGAGAUGCUCAAAUAAGUUGUUUCGAACUUCGAAGUCGGUCGCCAACAUAUUCCAAUUGCUUUCAUCGUUCGUGUAAUACCAGUACGAAAGGAAUGAGUUCAGAAAUCUUGCACCUGUAAUCUCCGUCCAUAAUUUUUGUUUGGCUUCAGCUUGAAAUGCAAGAAACUAAGUCAAAAUUUCCUAAUAACGAGUACAAAGUAUUCAGAAGGUGAGACUUCUUCGUCCGUGACAAAACUUGGCCUUUCUUCAUCGAGAAGUGAUUUGGACUGCGCGAUAGGGGUAGAACCCACCGGCGAUCCCCUCGUCGUUUCCAGAUGCGCCACGAGGACCUCUUCGCUCCGGGUCCGGAUGCAGAUAAAGGGAACUGCUUUGGAGUCCUCCCCCGCAUUGUCUCCCGGACUUUCGCCGCCGCGUUUGUCUCCGCGUCCUCCAGCGCUCUGCCCCGAGAGGCUCGUAACGUAGGCACCGGCGGCCUCCAUCAUCCGGGCCAGCUCCAGGGGGUUGCCGAGGACACGCAAUAUCCUUGUGCCGGAUCUUCCGAUACGACCGAUCUGUGCGGGACUCGGGCUGAGUCCUAGCGUCUUGGAUGCCAACGGCGACCCCGUAACAGUAACCGUCGUUUCGGUUCUGGAGAAACUCUAGUUGAGGGGCCGAUGUUUACAGCCGAGUCCACCAGGGGUCCUUGUGUGGUUCUUUUAAUGGCCGAGCAAUGUCCCGCCAACAACCGGGGAAUGCUUUGAUGCCAACGGCGACCCCGUGGCCUUCGUUUCGGUUUUGGAGGAAAUUCGUUUGAGGGGCCGCGUCCAUUGCGGAUCUCUUCCAAUACGACGUCAUUGUGUGGUUCUUCGGUACAUCUGUGGUGCCGACGGCGACGGUGUUGUCCAUAGGGGCUUGUAGCAUGCAUAGAUUGUUAGAGGCUUGCCAAUUGCAUACCAAAGUCUCCAGCUCACCCAUUUUCUCUUUUCAUUCAUCGACAUCUACCAGUCUCCGAAAGAAUGAAACUCUCUGCCAUUUGUGUCGCCGCCAUUGCUGUCGCUGUUCACGCGGGUGAUGAUUUCGACUGUGGACAGUGUGAACUACCAAGAAAAAAGAUCGAUGGCAGUAUUGAUUACCGUCAGUUUUAUAACAAGGUCAAUCAAGCGAUCGAGAACAGCGAGGACAUCCGUUGCUGGGACACCUCCGACGUCACGGAUAUGACGAGUGCUUUUACAGAACGAUAUUCGCGCGGAUUCAACGGCGCUCUGAACUGCUGGAACGUGUCGAAGGUUUCUAAAAUGAGAGGAAUGUUUUCGGGGGGAUCCGUGUUCAACAACCCAUCCAUCGUAGGGUGGGAUACUAGUUCUGUCACUGACUUUUAUGCUAUGUUUGAAAACCAUAAAACGUUUAAUCAGGGGCUCGACUCUUGGGAUAUCUCAAAACCAAACGACGAAGGUAAUUUUGAAGAGAAGUUCAAUAGAAUGUUUAAUAAUGCCGAGCAAUUCAAUCAGUGCCUUCCCUCUUGGAAGAAAGCAGCGGAUGAAGAUGCCACGGGCGAUAUGCACCAUAGAUUCGCAGAUGGUUGGAAAUGGAUGAAGAUUUUUUUGGGCACGAGUUGUGACAGUGGAGAGUUAUUUUGCCGGGAUCUAUCUACAUGCCCCACUCCUAGUCCCAUUGUCAAACCCAUUGACCAGUGGGAACUCAUUGCUGCCGAAAGAUACGAUAAUCACGCACACAUCCGAUCAUUGGAACCCCUUUCAGGUUUCGUCCUUUUUGAGUACAACAAGGACAACAAAGUACUACCAAACGUAGAGAUCUACACCAUGCCUGACAACGGGAAAGAAUGUAGCGAGGGAAAAAAACUUACCGAAGAUGAUGUCAUUGAAUACGAAUCGGAUAAAAGUGGCCUCAUGGUAAUGUGGAACAGCACCACUGCCGAUGGCAAAGCCAUUUAUUCUGCCAUGGAACAACCAGGCAUGGAAGAAAUAGUUGAAUUUAUGACCUCUGACAGAGAAAAUUGUGCAAUCGGUGAGUUGCUAGUUGGGAAGGAUACGUCACAAAAAAGUGAACAUGGUUGUUGUGUUUCUCACCAUUUUAAACCUGACCAAUUUAAUGUCUUUCGCGGUGUUUAGGAGUAGCUCCAUUUGGUAUUAAAGACUACGAGCACAAGGACAUCUACAAAAAGAUCGACGACAAUACCGCGGAGGCUAAAUUUUGUAAGUUGCCCUGGAUAUACUGAGCCCAACAUGCAUCUGGUUUGUUAUCUUUUGUGUUUCUGAAUCCGUUUCUUUUCACAUUUCAGGUGUCAGAACAGUCUACUACUAUCAGUUUUGGAAGGAAUCCAAUAGAAACAAUGUUCACCAACCUGUUUCAUUCAUUGAUUCCAAGUUGACCAUAACAAUUGACCUAACAGCAAAGUUUAAUUCCUUCACCUUAACAGAGGUGGAUAUCUCUGGCACUGCGGCCACCGACGCUAGUGCAGAGGCAACGAAGGAGAUCAGUGUCACCGCAGCGUUGUGUGGCGACAACACAGGUCCGUUCAAGGUUGGUCAAGACUUUAAAAUUUGUGUGACAACCGAUGAUUCUGUCACAGAUUAUUUCAUCACUGAUUUCAGGGACGUGGUUUGUGAGAACGAGCAUCAGGGCCGAAUGAUUGUGAGUAUUGAUGGUGAAACUGACACUCUCACCGAGGUAAACUGGGAUGAUGAUGACAACCACGAGAAGGCCACCGGAUUUACUAGCGUUGUUACUGCAGGAUUCUUCUCCAAUCCCGAGUCUCCAAAUCCAACUUCUUUUACUUGCUUUGGCAGUGCGGUUCUGAAAUACACGGGAUCUGAUGGAAGACCAACCCAACGCCCAAGACCAACCCAACGCCCAACCCCAACCCAACGCCCAACCCCAAGACCCCCACUCCGUCGUCUUGGAGACAACGGCAGCACUAAAGCACAGAGCUUUUCAUUUUCUAGGGUGCGCGACUUACAGGCAUCAGGAAAGGAAGCAGAGGGUGUAUUUUCUGCCAGAGUCUCUGUUGUGCCAGACAGUGUUGACAUGGAUGUGUUUGCUGCCUCUGAUGUUAAAGCUAAAAGCAGGAGCAUUGUACCUGCUGCUGGCGCCUUGGUCAUCGCCAUGUUGCUUUAAGCAAAUGAAGUUUCGAAGAGGAACCAAGAUGAAUAAAAUUAAAAUAAUGCA
Molecule: messenger RNA, 3489 nt
Organism: Pseudo-nitzschia multistriata
Lineage: Eukaryota; Bacillariophyta; Bacillariophyceae; Bacillariales; Bacillariaceae
Source: the annotation of a GenBank genome assembly